AACCUUGUAAGCCCGGAACGCUGGCGCCGGGCAACGGGGUGGGGAAACUGCGAAAAGGAACAUCCGGCGCCGAGGCUGUGUGCUUGUCCGUGUCGCGUUGCGCAGGUUUUAUUUCUUUUUCUCUCCGCCUGUUCUGCAUCGUGCCGGCCGGGACAUGUACCGGCAGAGUUUCCGACCCCCGACGCCUCCGUACGCGGGCGGCGGGUUCCGGAGCCCUCCCUCCGGCGGCGGCGGUCCCGUGCCCCCCUCGCCGCGGGGCUACGGCAGUCCGCGUCACACGCCGCCCUACGGCCCGUGGCCUGGGCCUUACGGCGGCGGGCUCUCGCCCCGAGACCCCGGCUGCGGCGGCGGCGGGCGGUUCGGGAGCCCGUCGCCGGGUGGGCAGACCCCGCGCAGGCCGCAGAGCGCCAGCCCCCGCUACCCGGCUGCCCGCGGCGGCAGGUCCCCGGUCGGAGCUGCCCCACACCUGCAACAGCACAAGCGCUCGCCCGGGGGCUACCAGAGGCACUACCAGGGAUCACCCAGGACAUCUACUCCAUUUGGUACAGCGCAUGGCAGAGAGAAAAGAGAGUCUAAUGAUGUGGAAAACUAUUACAGACCUUCAAUGCUUGAGGACCCAUGGGCUGGCCUAGAGCCAGUUUCUGUCACAGACAUAAACCUGCAGUACAGAAGUGAGCAAACAACAUAUCCUGGUAAAAAAGGGAGGUAUUUCAGUUAACACUUUUAAAGGCCAAAUAACUCCAUCCUGCCAGGAAAACUUUGGGACAAAAUCUUUUUAUUUACACAAAAUGAACAGUAGUAAAGGUCUUGGUUAAUGCUUAUAUUUUAUCACAUCCACCUUUUAUCCAUUUUUUUUUAAUUAUUAUUAUUAUUAUUAUUUUAAUUGCAUUGGAAAUUUUUAUGUAUGGGGAGGGAAAAAAAAAUGGUAGGAUGAGUUACCUCUCUGGCUACGUGGAAGUGCCUACCAGCUUUGAAGAACAAAAUGUUCUUUAAUCACCAGCGAGAUUUGUGACUGUCAAAACAUAUAUUUAUCUCUUCCAUGCCAGAUUGUUAGCCUUUUAUUGUAAACUCCUUUAAAUAAUGGUAUUUUUUUAUGUUUCAGCAUUUUUAGAAUGAAGUAACUUGGAAAUAAAGUAAACAUUUUGUAAAUCCUUGUUUUGUAAUGUAUAAAGAUUAUUUUAGGACUUUCGUUAAGGCGUACUGAUUAACAGAAAUAGUACUAGUUAUAUUAGGUGACUUUGUAAAUGUGCUUGUAUGCUCUAGUUAACAUCUGACUUUGUGCAUAGUAUUUUUUGUUAAUUGUAGUGCAAUGUGAAACUGAAACAUGACUUUAGCCAUCUCAGGAAACAGAUGUGUUGUCUUAUAAAUGUUUAAUUUGUUGAACCAGACCUUGAAUCCUAAACAUUAUUCUGUAAUAUUUACUUCUGUAUCUCAAAAAAAGAAAAAAGCUUUUGAAAGAAGAUUACAUGUUUCUGGAUUAUAACCAAGUCUGUGGCAAUUUUAGGCUAAACAACACAAAAUAUGAGAAUUAAAUUAAAAUGUAUUUUCUGGAUUUACCUUUAGAUUAGCAUAGAAUGAAUGGAACUUUGUUGUACGGUUGACGUUAGUACGUUAAUAGCAUCUUAUUUUUGUUUUCCUCUGGCUUUUUAAUUUUUUACCUACAGCUGGCAUCUUUUUCUAGAGAAUUGUUGUUUUCAGUGUGUUUAUUUUUAUCUUGAAGAGGAAAACAAUCAGGUUUUUGUCUUUUUUGUUUCUGUGUAUGGAAUAUCCAUUCUUAAAUUCACUAGUGAAUAUUAUAAGUUAGUGCAAGUAAGGAAUAGUUCCAGCUGUAGGCAUGCUCUUUACAUGCAGUGUUAAGUGCGCAGUGGAUAUCUAAAGUGUUGUUUGACCCUAUUGUUAUUUGUUGAUUAUUGCUUCUAGGCGCUACGUGGAAGAUGAAAACUCAGUUAACUAAGUAACACUAGUUCAGUCUUCAAAACAUAUUUAUUUUCUUUUAAGCUUAUCUACUUCACAGAAAACUAGAAAAUAUUUUUGUAAUCAUGAAGCAUGGUUAUGUGGAAUAGCGUGGGAAUUGCAUUAUGUUGUUCUGAGUAUUUUUUUUUUUUGCUGAGCUACAGUAGUCCUGUAGUGCUACUUGGUCUGUUUCAUUACAGAGUAUCUUUGCUUAAUACCACCUUCAGGAACAACUUAAAAGUGGAGGGGGGACUGUGUGUGGGUGGGUGACUAGUUAGAACAUGCUAGCUGAGUCUUAAACUUUUAUGACUGUAACCUAAAGUUUUUCGCUUGUUUUUCUUCAGUUGGACUUUUUGUUUGUUCUAGUACUAUAUCCAAAAGGCUGCUCAGAGAACUGAGAACAUAAUGCCUGCUUGAUAUCACAAGUUCUUAAAUCAUCAUCCCCGAAUCAAAACUGUCAUUUCCAUUGCAACUGUCAGUAUUCAUAUCUGUAACGCAUACCAGCAGAACUGAAAUUAUUUGAUUACUUGUACAAACUCUACAGAAUUUAAAGUAAUUCAAUUAUGUCAUUUUGAAUUAUAGAAUAUAAAGUUUUCUUUCUUUUUACCUUUGCAGGUUCUGUAAAGCUCACAAGGUUAUAGAGUGAUUAACUGAGUCAUCUUUUUUGUAACUUUUCUCCUUUGCGAUUCAACGCACUUUACUUUUUGUAAUGUGUUUGAUGAUCUCAUGGAAUUAGAUCAGAUAGUACCUGAUGUUUUAAGAGAGCAAAGUUAUUAUGUGUUCCCAGUGAGACAUGAGAAGAAACUGGGUUUAGAAAGGAGAAAGGAAAAGGAUUCAUGACAGAACAGAGACUGUUAGAGACGGAACUCUUUUUACAGUAACAAAUAUCAGCUGCCCUUGCACACUGCAAAGAUGCAUUUUUUUUUUAUUUUGGCUUUCCAGUUGACCAAGGGAUCAAAGCCAGUCACCUCUGGUAAUAAAUGUUUGCUCCUGGAGCAGGGUGUCAGACAUCAGUGAAGGUAAAUGUUCCAGAAAGUGAAGUCAGGAAACAAUCUUGAAGCGCUGCUUAAUCAGUACAGGCUUUCCACAGUGCCAUCUUUUAAGCUGCUGCACCAGUGCACUUCAGGAUAUGACCCAACAAUUAAAAGUACAUCACACUGCUAAAGACUCCUAUAAUUUGGUCAAGAAUCUGCAAGGAAUUUAGAUGUAAUAAGGAUACUAAACUCGUCACACCAUACCAGAAACUUUAAAGUGAUUCAGCUUUCUGUCUUCCAGGAGAAAUUCUGAAAUUACAAUAACAUUUCAAAAUGUUGUUGGAUAGCUGUAAAAUGCAUGAACACAUGCUUAGAACCAUAAAUAUAAAAAAAUAAAUAUUAAAGCCAGACUAAACUUUGCCCGGUAUUUUGUUUCAGUUUUGUUUGUUCGGGUUUUUUUUUUCUAUGAUAGCCAGGAAACUAGAGCACUUAACUUGCUGAUUUUUGUCCCUUUUCCCAUAUGGCAAACAUUCUUUCUCCCACAUGUUUCUAAUGAAGAUAGGAUAUAUCACUUCCUCAUUUGUUUAUGAAGCCUCUUCUUAGCACCAGUAUAGUUCUGGAAGUAGUAUUUGAUGAUAAGGAAAAAAACCAAAACAUCUGAAAUGCAUCCUUACUUCAUGAGCCCAUGAAACAGAAUAGUUUCUCUGUCUCGCUGAUGAAGGUAUUCUUCUGUAAUGAGAACACUUAAGAACUUGGGUGUUAUGCUUUUUUUCAGCAGACUUUAAGGUAAGUCAUUUAACUCUUCAGAAGUUUGGAUUAAUAAUCAUUCUGUCCAUUCAGUUUUGUUUGCGUUCUUUGUCCAUCGAGAUUUAUUUUCCAUUCAGUCACAGUAAAAGGAAUUGCAUAACUCACUGCUAACUCUAUCAAAAAAUAAAAAUAAAAAAAUCUGUAAUUCUGUUUGCUAGCUGCUGUGCUCAAUGAUGAGCUGCAUAUGACAGUUAGACUACUGAAUUAAUUCGAGUACAAUUCUGUGUGACAUGGUAACACAGCAGGUGAGGAGGAAUCCCAGCUUGUGUACAACAGUUCUUCAGAGGUGGUUCAAGUUUGGGUUUUCACUGCAGCUUUAUGAUCCAGAAUAGUAACUUUUCUCUGGCACCGCAGAUGCACUGUUUUACACUGAAAUUGUAAAACAAGCUAUUUAGAAUGUUACAUUUCAAUUUAAAUGGGGUUUUAAAGUUUGUAUUAAACUUUAAAAAAAAACAACUAGCAUUAAUACACUGAGGUUUACCAUUUUUCUAAUGUAAAAACUGGAAACACAUUGCAGAGGAAAUGCUUCUGAUCAGCAGAAUGGGUAACUGCUUCUGCAGUCAGGCUUUUUUCCUGUUGAGGGUAUCUUUGUAUGCUCUUCAAUUUAUGUGUGUUUAUUAGAAACCUGGCAGAAUAAGCAUACGUUUUAUGUAUAGUCUACAAGUAUCUAUUCUCUAGCUCCCUCCUAAAGGAAAGUUAUUGUAGUCUGUUUGGCUUUUGAGUUAUACUUAGGAGUAGUCUUGUUGACAUCAUAGGCUUUUACUCAUGCACCCAACGUCUAACAAACAUUAAAGUUUGAAAAUUA
Messenger RNA from Coturnix japonica (Japanese quail), 4539 nucleotides. RefSeq names its product M-phase specific PLK1 interacting protein (gene MPLKIP). The record is from RefSeq and is a predicted model, not a curated record. NCBI's taxonomy places the organism in Eukaryota, Metazoa, Chordata, Aves, Galliformes, Phasianidae. Gene Ontology annotation, cellular component: midbody; centrosome; nucleus.